CUUCUGUCUACGGUGGCCCGAAGGCGGCGGCUCGGGGCGGACGGACCCGCGGAGAGGACGGCGGCGGCGGCAGCGGUGUUGGGAGGAUAAACAAGCUCCACCCGAGAACGCAGCCAAGGGAUGGCUUUCUCUCUAGUUGAACAUGGAGGCCGCAGGGACAGAUGAAGUUGACAAGCUGAAAACUAAAUUUAUGUCAGCAUGGAACAACAUGAAAUACAGCUGGGUGUUGAAAACAAAGACGUAUUUCAGCAGAAAUUCACCAGUGUUAUUGCUGGGAAAAUGUUAUCAUUUCAAGUCUGAAGAAGAAAAUGAAACGGCACCUGUCAGAUCAAGAUGGCCAGUAGAAAAUGACCAUGUAGUCAUUUCUGGGAAUGUAGAAGAGUUUCGUAGAGAUUUCAUUUCUAGAAUAUGGCUGACCUACAGAGAAGAAUUUCCCCAAAUUGAGGGCUCUGCCUUGACCACAGACUGUGGGUGGGGCUGCACCUUGAGAACUGGCCAGAUGCUCUUGGCCCAAGGGCUCGUCCUCCAUUUCCUUGGCCGAGCCUGGACCUGGCCAGAUGCACUGGACAUUGAAACCUCAGAUUCUGAAUCAUGGACUUCUCACACUGUAAAAAAACUCACCGCCUCGUUUGAAGCAUCCCUUGUGGGAGAGAGAGGCCCACCAUCCAUUCUUAAAGAAACACGCAGGAGGAGUUUCGAGGUUGAAGGCAGAAAUGAGAUCUGCCACAGGAAAAUCAUCUCAUGGUUCGGGGACUCCCCACUGGCCUGCUUUGGCUUGCACCAGCUAAUUGAGUAUGGGAAAAAGUCUGGGAAAGCGGCUGGAGACUGGUACGGGCCAGCUGUUGUUGCACACAUUUUAAGAAAAGCAGUUGAAGAGGCGAGACAGCCUGAUUUACAAGGAAUAACAAUUUACGUUGCUCAGGAUUGUACAGUUUACAAGGCUGAUGUCAUUGACAAACAGUGCAUUUCUACGGGCUCUGAGAAUGCAGAAGACAAAGCUGUUAUUAUCUUAGUUCCUGUUCGCCUUGGAGGAGAGAGGACCAAUACGGACUACUUAGAAUUUGUGAAGGGAAUUUUAAGCCUUGAAUAUUGUGUGGGCAUCAUUGGUGGAAAACCCAAGCAGUCAUAUUACUUUGCCGGAUUUCAAGAUGACAGUUUGAUAUACAUGGACCCUCAUUACUGCCAGUCUUUUGUAGAUGUCAGCAUAAAGGAUUUCCCUCUUGAGUCAUUUCAUUGUCCUUCUCCAAAAAAGAUGUCAUUCAGAAAAAUGGACCCUAGUUGUACCGUGGGAUUUUACUGUAGAAACAUCCAAGACUUUGAGCGCGCUUCGGAAGAAAUCACCAAGGUACUGAAAGCCUCCUCCAGAGAGAAAUACCCUUUAUUUACUUUUGUCAAGGGUCAUGCCAGAGACUAUGAUUUCACCUCUACUCCAACCAAUGAAGACGACCUUUUCUCAGAAGACGAAAAGAAAAAAUUGAAAAGAUUUAGCACAGAAGAGUUUGUCUUGCUCUGAGGACAUUUUGCAUUAGGGUAUUCGUAGUUACUCAGAACACUUCUUUGAAAAUAAAGAAAAAAAUGAGAGAAACCUACAACACAGAAACUGAUCUAUUUUUGUAAAUAUUUUAGUGAUUUUUUUUUACAUUCUUUCACAAAAGAGCAUUUGAAAAUAUACAUUUUUAAAGAUGUGUGUAUUUCUGAAAGCGACUGAUUGAAAGAAUCUUUGUUGCUAAUGAAAGUCUGGCAGUCCUGGCUAAUAUGGCUGAGUGGGUGGUGGAUGAUCUGUGUAUAUGUUUUCCGAAUGAAUCCCCCAUAGUCCUGUAGAUCUUGGACCCGUUUACUGUGAGUGGCCUGGGGGUUUUGUUUUGCCCAUCUGUGAUCCUGGGGCCCGAGGCCACUGUACACCAUCCAAGAUUUAAACUUGUCUUGCUGAUGGACGAGACUGGACAGUUAACCCCUGAUGCUACAUGGCCUUCACCUCCACGUGUUUAAUACAACCAAAGUGUCCAUCCAGUUGUUCCUUGUUCAGUCUGAAUAGCAAUUACUCACUGUAACAGGUACAAUUAUAUUGGCAGAAUUGUGAGUUAAGAUACUAUUUAGCAGUAAGAUUUCAUAAUGGCUGUUCCUUAAGCUUAAGAUGGAACCUUCUUAUGAGAAAUGACUACAAAGUAUUGGCUUUCCCCACAUUUUUUAAAGCUGAUGUUAUUAAUAUUAACUACAACCAGUCAAGCCAGGUAAAGGCAAUUAUUACCUGGGAACGAUGUUUGUUUCCUGUCUCAACCGUGUAAUUUUAUUAAGACUCUGCUUGUGCUGCUGUAGCAUUACAAUCUAGGCUGAAAACCUGGAGGGGGGAAGCCAGUAAAUAUCCUUGUUUGGGAGCUGUCCAUCCUCGGGUCUCUCUGCCAUGACUGUAAAUCAGCGUGCAUUUGUGCGGGUGUUCAGUCACCGAGGCUAUCUACGAGGUAAAUCUUCCUUAAGUUGUAGUACGCUUUCACUAAGAGCAAAUUUGUGAUUUAAAAGUACCAGAGCUAUUAUGGAGCCAGGAUUGUAAAACAAAUGCGUUAAUAAAGAUGUGAGAACAUUAAAUGCCUUA
Molecule: messenger RNA, 2590 nt
Organism: Phascolarctos cinereus (koala)
Lineage: Eukaryota; Metazoa; Chordata; Mammalia; Diprotodontia; Phascolarctidae
Gene: ATG4C
Product: autophagy related 4C cysteine peptidase
Biological process (GO): C-terminal protein lipidation; protein processing; autophagosome assembly
Cellular component (GO): cytoplasm
Molecular function (GO): cysteine-type endopeptidase activity; protein-phosphatidylethanolamide deconjugating activity
Source: RefSeq, a predicted model, not a curated record